Molecule: messenger RNA, 1761 nt
Organism: Cuscuta europaea
Lineage: Eukaryota; Viridiplantae; Streptophyta; Magnoliopsida; Solanales; Convolvulaceae
Source: the annotation of a GenBank genome assembly
AAGAGAGAGAAAUACAGCAGAGCUGGGCAUCACACUCCAUAGUACAUCGCCAGCUCCAUUAAUAUCUGGAGAAGAGAAAUUAAUAGUAAUCAAAGUUACCGUUAUUUGGCGGGGGAGAAAAUGGACGGAGCUUCAGCUCAGACGGCGGACACGGUGAUGUCGGAGGCCGCUUCACACCACCAGCCGAACCAACAACCCUCGCCUCCGCAGAUGAUGGGGAUCGACAAUAUUCCGGCUACCCUCAGCCACGGAGGCAGAUUCAUUCAAUACAACAUCUUCGGCAACGUGUUCGAGAUCACCGCCAAGUACCAGCCCCCCAUCAUGCCGAUUGGUAAAGGCGCCUAUGGUAUUGUGUGUUCUGCUCUGAAUUCGGAAACGAAUGAGAACGUAGCACUGAAGAAAAUCGCCAAUGCGUUUGAUAAUAGAAUUGAUGCCAAGAGGACUCUGCGUGAGAUCAAGCUGGUUCGUCACAUGGAUCAUGAAAAUAUUGUUGGAAUACGAGAUAUAAUUCCACCUCCACAAAGAGAAUCAUUCAAUGACGUUUAUAUUGCAUAUGAGCUUAUGGACACUGAUCUCCAUCAGAUUAUUCGCUCCAAUCAAACCUUGUCAGAGGAGCACUGCCAGUAUUUCUUGUAUCAGAUUCUCCGUGGGUUGAAAUAUAUACACUCAGCAAAUGUGUUGCAUAGGGACUUGAAACCUAGCAAUCUUCUCUUAAAUGCCAAUUGCGAUCUGAAGAUAUGUGAUUUUGGAUUAGCUCGUGUCACUUCUGAAACAGAUUUUAUGACCGAAUAUGUAGUUACAAGAUGGUAUCGGGCACCUGAGCUGUUGUUAAACUCUUCUGACUAUACUGCAGCAAUUGAUGUAUGGUCAGUGGGCUGCAUUUUCAUGGAACUUAUGGAUCGAAAACCCUUAUUUCCUGGCAGAGAUCACGUGCACCAGUUACGACUGCUUAUGGAGCUGAUUGGUACUCCUUCAGAAGCUGAAAUGGAGUUCUUAAAUGACAAUGCAAAAAGAUACAUCCGUCAACUUCCUCUUUACCGCCGCCAGUCAUUCACUGAAAAAUUUUCCCAAGUGCACCCAGCUGCUAUAGAUCUUGUUGAGAAAAUGUUGACGUUUGAUCCUAGAAAAAGAAUUACAGUUGAAGAUGCACUUGCUCACCCGUACUUAACGUCACUUCAUGACAUUAGUGACGAACCUAGUUGCAUAAAUCCUUUUAACUUCGACUUUGAGCAGCAUGCUCUCACGGAAGAACAAAUGAAGGAGCUUAUUUACAGAGAAGCUCUUGCAUUUAAUCCAGAGUAUCAGCAGCACAUGUGAAGGAACCCACUGGUUGUAAAAUAUGUUGUAUGUCAUCUUUUAUCCAUCUCAUCAUUGUUCUCGUCGAACCCCCCCGAAAUGGCUCUGGUAUUUGAGCAUUUCACUGAUUGGAGGAUAAGGGUCAUAAACUCGGUUGCUUUGUGAAAGAUGCAGACAGCCCAAGUAUAUUUCCAUAUAUAAAUCCAUAUGUAUGUAUCAUAUUUGCUGAUUUCAGAUUCUGAUUAGACAGCAUCUUCAUUAGAAGUGGUUUGUAUUAAUGCUUCAAUUUCACAUUUGCUUGUAAGGCUGCAAUUUAACCUUGUGUAUUUCUACUCAGUUCAGCUGAUCAAAGUGUCAUUCCAUUUUAUUCCAUUGUGUACCCGAAUUACUGGUUUGUUUCUGAAAAUUAAACAACAUUAGCUGCAUGGUCUGAUAUUCCAGCUGGUGUCCCUUUUGGGGGUUGUG